GAAGGCGAAGGUGAAGAGGGAGAGAAGGAGGAGCCUCCCGCCCUCGCCAGAAAAAAAAAAAAAUCACCUGGCCACUUAACCCCGAGACUCCGGUGCUGGGGCCCCCGUCGCUGGUGCCCGCGGGGCCGAGGGCCCUCUUCUCCCCGCUGCCCCUUCCCGCCCUCCGGCCCCCCGGGGGCUGCCUGGGUGCCGGGACUGGCAUGAUCAGUUGAAAACUUUGCAAGGCUCGGCUCUUCCCUCUGCUCUCCCUUCUGCGGGGGGCUCCGAGGCGAGGGGGGCCAGCUCAGAGUCCCCGGGGCUCGGGACGAACGGACGGAAAGACAGCCGGCCGGCCGCGCCCAGGCUCGCCCCGCAGGGCCCCUGCCUUCCCCGCCCCCGCCCGCCCGCCCAGCCGGGACCAUGUCCAAACCUUCAGACCACAUCAAGCGGCCCAUGAACGCCUUCAUGGUGUGGUCCCGGGGCCAGAGGCGCAAGAUGGCCCAGGAGAACCCCAAGAUGCACAACUCGGAGAUCAGCAAGCGCCUGGGCGCCGAGUGGAAGCUCCUGUCCGAGGCCGAGAAGCGGCCUUACAUCGACGAGGCCAAGCGGCUGCGCGCCCAGCACAUGAAGGAGCACCCGGACUACAAGUACCGGCCUCGGCGGAAGCCCAAGAACCUGCUCAAGAAGGACAGGUAUGUCUUCCCCCUGCCCUACCUGGGCGACACGGACCCCCUCAAGGCGGCCGGCCUGCCCGUGGGGGCUUCCGACGGCCUCCUGAGCUCGCCCGAGAAAGCCCGGGCCUUCUUGCCGCCGGCCUCGGCGCCCUACUCCCUGCUGGACCCCGCGCAGUUUAGCUCCGGCGCCAUCCAGAAGAUGGGCGAAGUGCCCCACACCUUGGCCACCGGCGCUCUGCCCUACGCGUCCACCCUGGGCUAUCAGAACGGCGCCUUCGGCAGCCUGGGCUGCCCCAGCCAGCACACGCACACUCACCCGUCCCCCACCAACCCGGGCUACGUGGUGCCCUGUAACUGUACUGCCUGGUCCGCCUCUACCCUGCAGCCCCCUGUCGCCUACAUCCUCUUCCCGGGCAUGACCAAGACUGGCAUAGACCCUUAUUCGUCAGCCCACGCUACGGCCAUGUAACCCUCCCCCAGCUUGGCCCGGACCUGAUGGGUGGCUGGCUGGCUGGCUGGCUGGCAGGCUGGCGUGGAAGCACAGAUCUGAAAUCUCUUUCCCUCGCACCUAGUCUGGCCCGCAGACGGCUCUGGGUCAGGCCUGCCCGCUGCCCCCUUGCCCACCCCAGACUCUGCGCCUCUCUCUCUCUCUCUCUUCCGGGGGAGGGGGAAGGGAGGAGCCGUCCUCCUGGACCCAAGGCACAGACCCCGUGCCGGAAAUUUCCAAACAUUGAGACAGCUGCACACCUGCCCCUCUCCCGACUCUCCCAAAGCAAGUCUCCGACUGUACCCCCUUCGGACAAAACAAAAAAAAAAUCUGGCAGUUUUGCUUUAUUUAUGCCCCUCCCGACCCCCUAUUCUCCUCGGAUAGGCUUUGGACUCGGAACUCCCAGAUCCGGUAUUAUAUCUAGAAUACGCGUAUAUAUAUAUAUAUUUAUAUAUUUUUUCCUUUCCCAUUGAAGAAAAGAGCUGGGUCUCGGUGCCAUCAGACUCAGCUAGGCACCAUUUGCUCUUCCUGUGGGACGGGGGAAGAAAGGCUUAAAAGUUUAAAACUUCAGGAAGGGAAACCCUUCUGUUUAAUACUAUACUCUGGUCGUGUUUGCUCUGAUAAAAAACGAAAAGGACCACAUGGCUUCACUUUGUGUAACGCAGUCCUCCUAGACUCCUAAGUUUACUUUUUAGACAGAAUGUCAGGUUAUGAAGUCAGGAAGUAGAGAGUGGACAAAAAAAAAAACCUUAAUAAUAAUAAAAAUCCUACAUGGUCAUAAAUGUUUUGACAAUGUCUUGGAAA
Molecule: messenger RNA, 1944 nt
Organism: Meriones unguiculatus (Mongolian gerbil)
Lineage: Eukaryota; Metazoa; Chordata; Mammalia; Rodentia; Muridae
Gene: Sox14
Product: SRY-box transcription factor 14
Exons: 1
Coding region: 400-1122 (240 amino acids)
Biological process (GO): positive regulation of transcription by RNA polymerase II; cell differentiation; negative regulation of transcription by RNA polymerase II
Molecular function (GO): DNA-binding transcription factor activity, RNA polymerase II-specific; RNA polymerase II cis-regulatory region sequence-specific DNA binding
Source: RefSeq, a predicted model, not a curated record